This is a messenger RNA of Malassezia japonica, 864 nucleotides long. RefSeq names its product chorismate mutase (gene ARO7). The record is from RefSeq and is a predicted model, not a curated record. Lineage: Eukaryota; Fungi; Basidiomycota; Malasseziomycetes; Malasseziales; Malasseziaceae. Gene Ontology annotation, molecular function: chorismate mutase activity. Gene Ontology annotation, cellular component: cytoplasm. The coding region runs from base 1 to 864 and encodes 287 amino acids. Gene Ontology annotation, biological process: chorismate metabolic process; aromatic amino acid biosynthetic process. The transcript has 4 exons.
AUGUCGGACUCGAUCAAUUUUCACAAUGCGAGCAGCGAGGAUAUUCUCUCGCUGAACAAGAUCCGCGCCACGCUGCAGCGCAUGGAGGACACGAUCGUGUUCCGCCUUAUUGAGCGCACGCAGUUUGCGCACAACAAACGCAUGUACGAGGACGGCGCGUUCCCCGAGCUCAAGGACAAGGAGAACUGGAGCGGCUCGUGGCUCGCGUGGCUCCUGAAAGAGACCGAAAGUAGUCAUGCCAAGCUCGGCCGCUGGACUGCCCCCGAUGAAUACGCGUUCACCGACGUGAGCACGAUGCCGAAGCCGAUCUUGACGCCGGUCGACUACCCCGACCUCUUGCAUCCCCACCACGUCAACGUGUCGAAGGACGUGCUAAAGUUCUACACGGAAGAGAUUGUGCCCCGCAUCACGCUGCGUGAGGGCGGUAUCGACGACGACCGGCAGUACGGCUCGAGUGCGAUCGGCGACGUCGAGGCGCUCAGCGCGAUCAACCGCCGCAUCCACUUUGGCAUGUUUGUGUCCGAGAGCAAGUUCCGCGACGACCCGGCUGCGUUCAUUCCCCACAUCCACUCGCGCAACCGCGAGGCGCUGGCUGGCCUGAUUACCAAGCCCGCUGUCGAAGCGGUGCUGCUGAAACGCGUCGCACAAAAGGCAGAGAUCUACGGCCAGGACCUCGACCAGGCCGCGCCCGAGCACAACAAGGAGAAGGUACGCAAGAUCCAGACGGCCGAGGUCGUGCGGCUCUAUCAAGAGUUUAUUAUUCCCAUGACCAAGGAGGUCGAGGUCGACUAUCUUCUCGAGCGCCUCGACGGCCUAUCGCCGGAGCAGGUGAAUGCUCUGGCCUCAAAGAAUGGAACGGCAUAG